Messenger RNA from Vespula pensylvanica (western yellowjacket), 5503 nucleotides. It is a transcript of the gene fdl, whose product is annotated as probable beta-hexosaminidase fdl. NCBI's taxonomy places the organism in Eukaryota, Metazoa, Arthropoda, Insecta, Hymenoptera, Vespidae. Gene Ontology annotation, biological process: glycosaminoglycan metabolic process; carbohydrate metabolic process; ganglioside catabolic process. The transcript has 7 exons. Gene Ontology annotation, cellular component: membrane. The record is from RefSeq and is a predicted model, not a curated record. Gene Ontology annotation, molecular function: beta-N-acetylhexosaminidase activity. The coding region runs from base 293 to 2452 and encodes 719 amino acids.
UCUGGAGUGUCCAACGGAGUGGGGGUUGCGGAUAGCGGAGAACGGACGCAGCGCAGACAAAUGCGAGGGCCAGGCUGGCCAUCAGGUAAAGGUCGUGUGGGAGUGGAAAGAAGUAGAACCAGCAGCAAAAAGCAGUGCGGAGUCGAAUCGGAGCGUGCGCGCGCGUUAAAUCGUACACUUUUCGGAGUACUCUCUCCUUCGACAUGGCAGAAGCUUACCGUUACACGCGUGACCUUACUACAAACAUCUUUCAACGAUUUUUUCUCUUGGCGUGAAAAAAGUGCCUUCUCGUAUGGUUAAGUGUUACAAGCGUUACACGGACGGUGGAUGGAAGAGAGCAUCAUCGUUGAUUUGGGAUCGAGACCGAAGAGAUUUUUCUCUGAAGGACGAUCAGACCCAACGUAGUCGGUCUUGCAAGGUUAGAUUAGCGAGAAUGGGGGGUAGCCUGCCGAGCGGAUGGAUGAGGAGGAUUCUCCUCUUCCUCGUUUUGAUAACCGGCGUACUUCUUAUUGCCAUGUACGCGCAUGCACCGCCACUUGCCUCGUUGCAGCCCUUCACGACACGUCGAUUGGAAGAGUUCGAACAGGGCUUGGUAACCUUCUUGGUCGAUAAUGAGAGCACCAAAAAUCCGGAGGAUCGCCUAUACAAGUACCUUGAUGCACUAAGGAAAAAGAACUCUACCGGACGUGAUGAACGGACGGUCUUUCAAAGUCCCUGGUCAUGGACGUGCGUUGCUGGUCGUUGCGAAAGAAGGGCCGUGAGAUCGUCAAGAAUCUCUUUAGCAACUUGUACAGCUCUUUGCGGUGGUAAUACUCGUCUCUUGUGGCCUAGACCUACAGGAAACAUCAUCCUUGGAGAUGAAAGCGUUACUAUGCAUUUACAGCAGAUCGAAUUCGUGACAGUAAAUACGAGCGAUCGAGAUGUAAAGACUUUGUUGGAAUAUGCCAAAGACGUUUUCUUAGGAAACGUAAGAAGUCUGAUUCGAGUGGCAAACGUCAAAGGUAGAUCAGGAAUCGAUAGUUUUCUGAUAUAUUUAAGUGCUGGCAAUUCACGUGGGACCAAAUUAACCAUUGACACGGACGAAUCUUACACGCUCGAGCUUAUUUUAAAGGGUAAGAUUUUGGAAGCUCGUAUAACGGGAAAAAGCUACUACGGUGUGCGUCACGGCCUCGAGACACUUGGGCAAAUGAUCUGGUGGGACGAGAGCGCCGAAAGGCAAGGUUCUCUACGUGUACUCUCUCGUGCUUCGAUCGAGGACAAGCCAGUUUUUUCAUAUCGUGGUCUACUCGUCGACACAGGGAGACAAUUCUUCGGGAUCAACCAAUUAAAGAGGCUGAUCGACGGUAUGGCUGCCUCGAAACUGAACACCUUUCAUUGGCACCUAACGGAUUCUCAGAGCUUCCCCUUUGACUCGGUACAGUUCCCGGAAAUGGCGAGAUGGGGCGCAUACAGUGGCGAUCAAGUUUACACACCGGAUGACGUUAAAGACCUCGCUGAUUACGCAAGAAUUCGAGGAGUCAGGGUGCUCGUUGAGAUCGACUCUCCCGCUCAUGCUGGUGCUGGUUGGCAAUGGGGAACGGAACAUGGGUAUGGUGAACUAGCACUUUGCGUGGACCAACAACCUUGGACAUCUUACUGCGGCGAACCAAACUGCGGUCAGCUAAAUCCGAUAAACGAGCACUCGUAUAGGAUACUAGAAGGUCUCUAUAGGGAGUUGUUGGACCUGACCGAAGUACGAGAUAUCAUUCACCUUGGGGGAGAUGAGGUGAACCUCGAUUGCUGGGCACAGUACGGAAAUAUAACCGCGGCGAUGCAAGCACAAAAUAUGACCGAUCAUCAUGCUAUGUGGGCGGAAUUCGAAACGAAAAUGUUCCAACGAUUGGUUAAGGCAAAUCAUGACGAAGUACCGAAGGCUGUCAUUUUGUGGAGUUCUCCACUCACGAAGCGUCCAUAUAUUACGACGUAUUUUGAUCCAAAGAUACACGUCAUCCAAUCUUGGGGUGGUAGCAAUUGGCUUGAAACCUCGGAUCUUUUAGAAGAUGGUUUUCGAGUGAUAUUGUCACACGUGGACGCUUGGUAUUUGGAUUGCGGAUUUGGUAGAUGGAGAGAAACCGGUGAAGCUGCAUGUGGCGAGUAUCGUACCUGGCAAACGGUUUACAAUCAUAGACCUUGGAAGGAGUAUCCUCAGCAGCAGAUGAAUUUAAUUCUCGGUGGUGAAGCUGCAAUUUGGAGCGAGCAAAUGGGUCAGGCGUCCUUGGGGCCACGAGUUUGGCCAAGAGCAUCGGCUCUCGCCGAAAGAUUAUGGAGCGAUUUACCAACCAAUGGUUAUUCCACCGACGAAGGUGUGUACACGAGGUUAGCAGCUCACGUUGAAGUGUUAACGAGUCGAGGCAUCAAGACGGAAGCCAUGUGGCCACAAUGGUGCUCUCAGAAUCCUGGCAAAUGCCUCUGACCGAUCGUCAGAUGAUUGAGAAGGAGCAUUAUUCUAUUACAUGGAUCGUGGAGAUCGAUUGCGACGAGAGAACGCUAGAAAAACCAAAACGGACGGCCAUCCCUCUCAACGGAACGUCGAAAAAUGAAAGAAAUUAGAUUUGUCCGAGUAGGUCGCUAUAAUUUUUCAAUAAGACAUCGAUCGAAUCACAUCGAAGUGAUACUCGUGACUGCCAUGAAUACUCGUGUUGCUUGCGAUAUUGCUGCACGACGAGACGGAACGACGAUCCGUGAUAAUAAUGGCCUCUUAGAAAAUAAGAACGAACAAACCUUGACGUUUUUUGAAAGAUCAAGCAAGACAGAAGAACCCUUCUUCCGGUCGCGCGCGCACUCUUAACGGACCGGUACCUAUCGAUCGAUUUCGAAGGAACGUCACGUUAAUCAAUAAAAUUCUAUGAUUCCGUUAUCUUUUCUGGAUAUUUUAAGGGGUUGGGAAACAUACAUAUAUGUUCGUAUGUAGAUCGAAAGUAAAAGAUAUAUCUUAAAAAUAUAGGUAAACCGAUUAAUUUCAAAAUUAUCUAUCGCACCCUAAACGAGAUAAUAGCGAAUGGUUUUGUAAGAUAUAUUUUUUCGAUGGUUAUCGUCUAUGGUGAAAGUAUUUUUUUUUCACAAUACACCGAGUACAGGAAAAGAAGGAAAGAUAAUGUAGUUUCUUCGAAUUAACGGAUCGUUUAAUUAUAAGAAACAAAUAGAAAGUACUAUACAGUGCUGAAAAGAAAUCUCGCGGGAUGGCACAAGGGCGCAAGGGGGGUAUACCCUGACGUUCCAUCCUGGACCUUUGAUAUUUCUGUAAUCCCUACAGUACAUCUCGUUUAAGGAAGGACUUAAAAUAUGAAAAGAUCUUUUAAGAUGAACGUGAGAUAAGCUUUGUGUGUACAUAGUAUCGCUGUAUGUAAGUGUAUAACGUGGUGUGCGAUGUUACUGUAUUAAGGUUUAGAUUAAUCAUGCUGUGGUGUGGAGAGGAGCGAAAGGGCGAAGAGGGAAGAAUUUACAAGAGACGUAACGUGACGAGACGAGACGUCUUUUUUUAUAUACACACCGGGUGUCUCCGUUUAAUAUUUUUUUUUCUGUUCGAAGUGCCUUUUAAACUGUUCAAUCGUUCCGCGCAUCGCGAUCUCGUUAUAGUGCGUGUGCGUGACGAUCGCGUGUACGUUCCUACAUUCUGAUAAGGAUAGGACCUAGAAAGAUGACAGGAAUGCGCACGUAAUGUACGAACGAUAUAGUGCACACCGAACAUUUAUCUAUCAUAAGAUUACUGGACUGAGGCAUUGCAAUGGCUAUCUCGUUUUAAUCUUGAUUCUUUCUUAUUUAGAUUUAAAAAUUUAUAUGAACGAAGAAAUUUUAAUAAUAUUUGCAAGUUUAAAACUCAUUUGCGAAAUGCAAAGAUAAGCUUUGUGCUUCGUUAUAUUUAUUCGUUGUUCGAUCGUUAAACUCUUAGAUUAUUGAUAUCUACGAAGAAUCAAUUAUAUAAAGCGAUCAUAGCUCCGAGGGCCAGUUGAAAUCUUUGGAAAAGGUACUUUCGUCCAUUGACUUAAAUUUAUACGAAGUGCUCGUGUUAGCUUUGUUAGCCAAAUCUCGAUGAAAUAUAUAUAUACCAAAUGUCAAGCAAUUAUCCGUUGGUAAAUCGAAAAACUGUAUUUUUUAACUAAUUGUUAGAAUUCAGUUCGAGAUACCGAUGUAACAGAAAUUGCUUGUAUGUAGGUACUAGCGAACAAAUUGAUAAUAACGUCGCUAAUGUUUAGCGUGAAAAUAUAUUGUGUUGAUAUCUUUUUACUAACGUUUUAAGAUAAAUGUUGAAAAGGAAAGAUUCGAUGCAGAUUUACUUAUAAAAUAAUAGCGAACAUUACAUUAAAAAAGACCAUAUUGAUGACGAAUACGUUGAGAUUUUAGAUUUUAUCGUUUCAAGACAACUUUGCUGCAUUAUUAGAGACGCUCUAUUUGCAUUUGUCGGGGCCGGUGACAAGAAAUCGAAACGUGAUUUUUAUUUUAUGAUGUAGUUAAUUAAUCAAACAAUUCGAAUUAUUCCGACUAACGAACGUGGGACAAAUAGAAAUAAGAAUGAUUUUCCGCAGAUGUUUCUUAUCGUCCCUUUUAUAAGCAUAAUCUAGGAUUCUUAUUGUUCGAUGAACAAAAUCAUGACUGUUCUUAUUGAAAAUAAGAUUCAUUUUUACGAUACAUAUUUAAAAUAUUAAACAUAAACGAACGAAAAAGGCGAUUCUUACGACCGGCCACCCCGUGUUCAGUUUCCCGAGUGAAAUAAUAACGAAACGAGAAUAGCGUUGUAGUUUUUAAGUGUUUUUAGGAAUGUAUAGUAUUCGCAAAUGUUUAGUAGGAGAAAGGAUUCGUGGUAUGUUUUUAUACCAGCACUUCUUCUUUCUCCCCAUAUUGCGAUAUCAAUGGUGAAUUUAACGUGCGAAAGUAUAUUAUGAAAUAUCGUGUACAGAUACGAUCAGGGAAAGAGUCAUACUCGUAAAAGAACGCAAAAAGGAGAUAAUAAUAAGAACUAAUUAAUAAAAAAAAAAAAAAAAAAAACGAAAACAGGAGAAAAAAGAGAAAAGAAAAGAAAAGAAAAGAAAAGAAAAGAAAAGAAAAGAAAAGAAAAGAAAUACGAAAGUACUGUACUUACUGUUACUUACUGACACUGAUAACCGUAAGCGAAAUACAUAAGACGGGUCCUUGACUUUAGCCAAUGAAAUUAUUCUCGAUGAUUUAGCUAAACGAGUAAAAUAUGUCGUUCGAUGUUUUGCUACUCCGCCUCGUUAUGGAAUGAGAAGAUUGGGAGAAGGAUGGAGAGUGUUAGAUGAAACUAGAUACAGACACAAAUAGUAAUAGUUAAUAUAUUAUAAAGAAAAGAAAUCACGCGUAAUAUUAAUGGGACGUAUUCCUGCGUUUAUACGAUUAUUGGUUUUCAAUGGCAAAAAUGUGCAUAUACAGAACGGUCGUUCCAAGAAAGAUAUACUCUGUUACAAAAUGCGAAUAACAAAUGUUUAACAUAAACUGAAUUUUAAUACGA